CACCGAUGACGCUCGUGUGUCUUAAAGGACCACGAGUGUAAGUUUGAGGCAUAUUCUCACAGUCUGAUGCUUUGCGCCUGUUUUUUAAGAGCUCCGCCGUCGUGAUGAACACACCGAUGAUCAAUACCGCGAGAAAAUGGAUCGUAUCGUGCAGUUUGAACAUUUAGUGUCAUACGCCGAGGUGAAAUGAGGGUGUAAUUCGUCCAAAAUGUGACAUGGCACAAGCGCAAGGGGCUCACGGUUGGACAGCCGAGGUGUCAUCCAUCUGAUCUGAUAUGAUCACUGAUAAAUAACGCCGCGAGAUGGAUCUCCUCUCCGUUUCUCCCUGACGCGCGCGGGAGGGAGGCAGGCGGAACUGAGCAGCGUGACCACCGGCCAAUGUACCGGGGGAACGUCUUGAGAUCCGUUCCUCCGAGUUUUACGCAGCAAGGCGCGGGGAACGAUGGGCUGCGCUCCCAGCAUCCACGUCUCGCAGAGCGGGGUGAUCUACUGCCGAGACUCGGACGAGUCCAACUCGCCCCACCAGACCACCACCAUCUCGCAGGGCACGGCGACCACCCUGCACGGCCUCUUCAUCAAGACCGACGCGGCGGACACCAUCCCCCCCGUGAUCGCGUACCAAAGCAGGCACACACGGACCAACUCCCACCGGGAGCGGAAAGAGAACAGCGGCGGGCACGUGUGCACGGAGGCCGAGACUCAGACCAGCAGAUCCAGCGUCAAGGUGUCUGCAGCAGAAGAGCGUUUGGGGCCAAUGCAACUGACCCAGGAGCCCAUUCAGGUGUUACUGGUCUUUGCUAAAGAGGACAGUCAGAGCGAUGCGUUCUGGUGGGCGUGUGAGCGGGCGGGGUUCAGGUGUAACAUCGCACGAACACCUGAGUCUGCGGUGGAGUGUUUCUUGGAUAAACACCACGAGAUCAUCAUCAUUGAUGGCCGGCACUCACGGUACUUUGAGGCUGAUGCCGUCUGCCGGAUGAUUCGAGCGACCAAGCCUUCUGAACACGCUGUUAUUUUAGCAGUGAUGCCACAAACUCCCUCAGAUCAGGAGGAACCAUCUGUCCUUCCUCUUCUCUCUGCUGGCUUUUCCAGAAGGUACCUGGAGAACAGUAGUGUGUCAGUCUGUUAUAAUGAGUUAAUCCAGUUAGAACACGGAGAGGUUCGAGCCCAGUUCAAACUGAGGGCUUGUAACUCGCUUUUCACCGCAUUAGAACAGUGUCAGGAAGCCGUGGAGAUCAGCAGUGAAGAUCAUGUCAUACAAUAUGUAAAUCCAGCAUUUGAAAAGAUGAUGGGCUAUCAUAGAGCUGAACUGAUCGGUAAAGAGUUGACCGAACUGCCUAAGAGUGAGAAGAACAGCGCCGACCUGCUGGACACCAUCAACACCUGCAUCAAGAAAGGAAAGGAAUGGCAGGGGAUCGUUUUCUCACGGAGGAAGUCAGGGGACAGUAUUCAGCAAUAUGUCAGAAUCACUCCUGUGAUUGGCCAGGGAGGAAAAAUCCGCCAUUUUGUGUCCAUCAAGAGGCCUUACAGUGACAACCACAAACAGGUUCAUAAGUUGAGUAAAGAAGAGAAAAGCUGUGGUGAACACUCACAAUCAGAAUGCAAUUCCUUGCGUCACAAGGACCGGAGGAAAGAGUCUGUGGACGUCAGAUCCAUCAGCUCUCACAGCAGCGAUGCUCCCAGUCUACAGAACCGCAGAUAUUCCUCUAUGGCCAGAAUCCACUCCAUGACUAUUGAGGCACCGAUCACUAAGGUGAUAAAUAUCAUUAAUGCAGCGCAGGAGAGCAGUCCUGUGACAGUAGCUGAAGCUCUGGAUCGUGUUCUGGAGAUUCUGCGGACCACUGAACUCUACUCACCCCAACUGGCAUCAAAAGAGGACGAUCCUCACACCAAUGACCUGGUGGGGGGGCUUAUGAGUGAUGGACUCAGAAGGCUCUCUGGGAAUGAGUAUGUCUUCUCCAAAAGUGCAUUACACAAUAUGAGUCAGAGUCAACUGGCAGUGCCUGUCCCGUUAAACGACAUCCCGUCCUCCAUCGCAGAGCUGCUUAAUGAGGAGGAACGCUGGGAAUUCAAUAUCCUGGAGCUGGAAGCAGCUACUCACAAGAGGCCACUCUCAUACCUGGGGCUGAAGAUCUUCUCUGCUUUUGGCAUGUGUGAGUUCCUGAACUGCACAGAGGCCACGUUGCGCUCGUGGCUGCAGGUGAUCGAGGCUAAUUACCACGCAUCCAACUCUUACCACAACUCAACACACGCCGCAGACGUCCUGCACGCCACAGCCUACUUCCUGCGCAAGGACAGAGUCAAGGGCAGUCUUGACCAGUUGGAUGAAGUAGCAGCACUUUUGGCAGCAACCGUCCAUGACGUUGAUCACCCGGGCCGCACCAACUCAUUCCUGUGCAAUGCAGGGAGUGAGCUGGCCAUUCUGUACAACGACACGGCCGUCCUGGAGAGUCACCACGCCGCUCUAGCGUUCCAGCUUACUGUACGAGACAGCAAAUGCAACAUCUUCAAAAACAUGGAAAGGACUCAGUUUCGGACCCUACGGCAGGCAAUAAUAGACAUGGUGUUGGCGACAGAAAUGACGCGACACUUCGAACACGUCAAUAAGUUCGUAAACAGCAUCAACAAACCCAUGAGUGCCAUUGAGGAGACGAGCUCCAAUAGUGAAGGCAGUGAUUGUGAGGGUCCGGCCAGUAUUCGCAACUCUCCUGAGAACCGUCUGUUAAUUAAACGGAUGCUGAUUAAAUGUGCCGAUGUGGCCAAUCCCUGCAGGCCUCUGGAGCUCUGCAUCGAAUGGGCUGGUCGCAUUUCAGAGGAGUACUUUGCUCAGACUGACGAGGAGAAAAGACAAGGUUUGCCGGUUGUCAUGCCAGUGUUUGACCGGAAUACCUGCAGCAUUCCUAAAUCCCAAAUCUCAUUUAUCGACUAUUUCAUCAUGGACAUGUUUGAUGCCUGGGAUGCCUUUGCCAGUUUGCCAGGUCUGAUGGAGCAUUUGGCAGAGAACUACAAAUACUGGAAGAACUUGGAUGAGAUGAAAUGUAAAAGUCUGCGGCCUCCACCUCUUCCGUGACUCCUUUGCCAUCAAGGUCAAAGGUCAGAGGAAUGCAGCAUCUCUUCCGGCCCUCCAAGAUUCCAUCCAUAGAGCACAGAUAAGCAGCCCUGUUUCCCUGACGACGCUCCGCCUCAAUCGACAAUCGCCCCGGUAACAAGGGUAAAACACAAACAAACGACUAAACGAAUGCACUUUAUCAGCAUAGAGUUCUCUUCCAGCAUCUUUUCACUUUCUUCUCUUCUCUUUUUUUUAAAAUUCCUUUGUUCUCCCACUGUUUUUAAUGAUUUCUGGAGAGUAAUUUUUUUUGCAAUGUCUGACACAAGAAGACUGAUCUUAAUCCAGUAGAGGACUGUAUCUUCUAUUUUCGUAAAAAUAUGGGACUGAAGGGUGAAUGCUCAGAGAGAUUUGUGUCUAUACACAUGCACACAUAACAUUAACAGACAUGUGGAACCACAGAUCCAAAUGCCAAAAGGGUUUUAUUUGGACUCUGAAGCAGGAGAAAAACUGAAUGUCAGUGGGACUGAGCUACUUUGGAAACCAAAAAGGACCCAGUAGUGAGCCCUGAGGCACGCCACAUUUUCCCCCUUAUUGAUUUUGUUAAAAUUCAACACGAAUGGAAUAUUUUGACAAUAUUAUUGACAGAAGCAAAUGUCAGGUUGCCAAAACAGAAGAACCUUUGUAGACGCAUUUGUAAUCGGACAAUUAAUUGGAAUUGGCCAGCACUGAAUGUGAUCCAGUGUGCGAGAUUGUAAAAUCUGCGACGGAUCAGCCCACUGUGGGCCGUCAUUAUUCUGGCACUUUCUGUAUCAGAACUACUCAAGCCUUUCUCAGACUCCGAGGACUGGUGUGUAAUAAUCAAUAAUUUUGAUAUAAAUAGCCAAUAAUAGCAAAGAAUAUAUUUCUCAGAAACACUGUAUAUCCAGACACAUACUGUAAUAACGUGAAUCAUGAUGAUGCGUGUGUAUAAGCAAAAGAGGAAGUGUGUUUAUGUUACAAUGUGCUUAGUGAUGAAUGUAUUAGAAUAAUUUUUACAUUUUACACAUGACAGUUAACAUUCCUACUUCAUGUAACAGUCUGUACGGAUGCAACAUUCCCUUAUCUUCAGAGUUAUACUGUGUGUAAACAUAAAAUCCAGCGCAGCCUCAUAACGAUACCACCAACACAUUGACAUUUGCUUAUGUUGAUAGUUGGGAUUUCACAUAUUUUAGGUGUUACAUGAUUUUUAAGUAUUAUUUAUUUACAAAUGUGCUCAGCUGUAAAUCGCUGUUGUAAUCUUUUACCAUAGACCCGUAUUGCUGAUGAGCUUCAAAAGCUCAUUUUUUGUAGGCCAAAAACCAGCGCCAAAGGUGCGUUUAUAAUCAAACACGAUGAUGAGUUUUAAACAGAUGUUUGGCUGAAGCCAUUUAGACUGGAAAAAGAACUAGUUUAGAUUUCUAAAAAAUCUGUCACUCAAGACAUAAAAAAAAAAUGUUUUUAUUAAACAUAGCUGUUGGUGUCAUUUGUUAUUUGCACACCUAUUUUUUACCGGGUUACAUUUGGACACAGCCGAAUUGCACUGGCUCGCAGGCAAGCUUAGUAGAAAUGUAUUAAAUGUUUAUAUUCAGUUGCCAUUUGGCCUUUUACUCUUUAUUCAUUGUCGUAAAGGAGCUCUUGAGAAAUUCAUCUUCACAGUUCUAGAACACCAGCAUGACACCACACGAGUUCUGUUAGGUUCUGCACCGAGGGUUCUAAAUGUGAUGACAUCAUAAUGACUUAAAGAAUUCUGGCACGCAUCACAAAGGCAGAUGAUUUCACGAUGCCCUUGUAAGAUGGCAGCUGUCAUUUUUGUUGUGAAGCGCUCCGGACAGCAUUGUGCGGUUAAAGGCAUGCGGUGCACAUUCAGCAGCUCGCAGGGUUUUGAUUUUUCCUCUUUCCUGUUCUCUCAUCCUUCCUGAUUCUAUCCGUUUCCCUCCCUUUUUCUUUUUUCUUUAAUGUGCUCACAAGGGUAGAGCAGUAGUUUUGGAAGCACUUUUGAAGCCUGUAUCUCUAAUAUAUAAAGCAUUCUUGAUGCAUUAUAAAGUUAAAAUCAGUAGGUAUCAGUUUAUAUUGAGAUUUGAAAAUCAUCAUAUUCAUCUAAAUCAGACAAUGUUUGUAGCGGAUAAUAUCAGAGAUUUUUUCUAAUAAAAAAAAUUGUUUGAUUAAAUAUUUCCGUUUAACCGCUGGUAUACAUUAUGAUUUAACACAUGAAACUGGGUUAUAAUUAAGGCAUUAUGCUUUUUAAAGAUACAACUGAAAUUAAAUAUACAUUGUAAUGAAUUGCAACUUUGGUUACAGUCAUGCAUAAGAACAUACAACUGAUUUUAUAAAUGCAUUAAGAUUUCCUUUAUGAUAUACUAUAUAUGCAUUUUGACCCAUUUUUGCCAGUUUAUUGCUAUGAAUGCUGCAGUAUGCAGAUUAUGGUGGAUGCUCUUGUCGCCCUCUAGUGGUAAAUCCAGAGAUCCGCACACAUUAUUGAACUCCAAUGACGCUGUUGAAUAGUUUUUACAUAACUAUGAAAUAACAAGUAUCAAAGAACUUGUGUUUGUUUGUGUUUUAGGAGAAAUUAUGUUUUUUUGUUUGUUUUUUUUAAUAGCAGUAUAAUCAUGUUACCUAAAGCUCUUGUCAAGAAAAGUACCACAAAUAAAACUCUUAAUUGACACUACCAGUCAAACGCUUGGAUGCACUUUGUUUAAGAUAUUAAAUGAUUGAAGUAGUUUUGAAAUUUAAAUUGUGCCUACUUUACCUCAUCAGGAUGAAGACUGAAGACUGGAGUAAUGGCUGCUGAAAAAAUAGCUUUGCCAUUAAAAGGAAUAAAUACAUUUUUAAACAUAUUCAAAUAGAAAAAGGUUAUUUUAAAUUGCAAUAAUACUUCAAAAUAUUACUGUAAUCUAAUAAAUUUAUGUAUUUUAUUAAUUAUUAAUAUAUUUUGUAAUAUAUAUAUAUUUUUUUUUUCAAAGUCAUAAUGAAGAAUAAGAAGGUGUGUCCAAUUGUUUGACUGGUAGAAAACACAAAUGUGCCCCUUAUGGUCAUGUCAUGUCAUUUUAUCGAGUAAUGUUCAGAGUUCGCUGUAGGUUUGACAUCCUGUAGUGCAAAAUGUUAUGAAUUUCCAUUUUACAUUCUGGUCCAUCGCGCCUCUGUAUUGAUUGAACAAAGGUAACCUGUAACGCACAAUGAACAAAUGCCAGUGGAGGAGAUUUGGUUUGAUUUGGGGUUUAGAGCCGACUGAGAUAAAGCCAUAGAACAUUCUAGAACUAAUCAUGGAAGUGCAGGGUAGAAAAUAAUGAAUCUCUUCCUGUCCUCCACCCUGCUUCUCCUCUCUCUUCCUGUCUUGCGGUGUUUAAAAAAGCUCCCGUGUUUUCCUACUUCAUAAAUAAUCAUUAUAUUGCAUUCUCAAACCCAGGGUUUAUAGGUAAUUUAAAGUACAAAAUGCAAUCGUGGAAAAUCCCUUUUUAAGCUUGGAUGUGUGUUACAGUAGUUUACAUAAAUGUUCCAGAUAACUUAAAAUCAGAAAUGUAAAGCCUUUAUUUAUAUAUAAAUGUAUAAAGUAUAAAGAAUUAAUACUCACACGAAAGCUAUAUAUAUUAAUGUUUUCACAUUUACACAUUUGAAUAUUGGUUUGAUAUUUAUUGUCAACUAAAGGUUUUCUUUCAAAAUACUGACUGAAUUAAGACAAAAAUCAUGACUAAAAAUUACAUAACGAGAAGUGUCUGUAUUCAUAUGAUGCUUCAGUAGAUUAAGACGGAGUGUUUUAUUUUAUUUAAAAAAGCAAAUAUUAAAUAUAUUAAUUUUUUUAUGCAAACAGUGUACUUUAAAGUUUCAAAGGUCUUUAAAACAGAAAUGUAAAGCUCAUAUUUAUAAAAAAUAAAAUAAUAAUAAUUUAUAAUUAUAUACAGUAAGUCAUGAUUUUUCAUCUGGAACUACUUUUAAUUUUUUAUAAUAAUAAUCAAGAGGGACAGUCAAAGUUAUUUUUGAUUUGAAAACAAUAUGUUGCCAAUAAAUGCUGUUGAGAGCCAGAACAUGUAUUUGGUGGUGGUUAGUGUAUCUAGUGUAGUUUCACCCUUUAGGUUUAUAUUUUUAGUAUAUUCAGUUUCAGUUGCGUCUUAUUUCAGAUUUAAAUGGACUAUCUUCCUAUCUUCAGAAACUCUCAGGCUCAUGGGAAGUGUUCAUGCUCUGUCCAUUAUCACUGUGUGUUAUAAAACACAUUUUCAACUACCUAAAGUAUUGAAAAAAAUCAUUAAUGACUGAUCAGUCCAUAGUUGAAUUGAAAUGCUGUUGUGAAUCUUUUCAAAGUGUCAUCCGUCACACGUCAUGAUCAAAGGGCUCCCUAUUAGCGUACCAUGAUGACCUCACAGUGACAUCAUAAUCGGGGGCGGGUCUUGAGUCGCAGCCUGUUUCAUUAGUGAAGGUGAACGAGAGUUGAUGGGUGCAGCUUUUGUGCCAAAUACUGUAUUCUUGAAGUACAGGGGAUGAACACUAGCAUCAUCCCUUGCGCAAAUGUAUAUAAACUAUUUUUUAUUGAACAAAAAAAAAAUUGUCUCAUGUCAUUUAACAGGUUUGUUUUGUUGAAGGAUAUUAUUUUAUUGUAUUGUCAGUUGUACAAAGAAAAGAUUCAGUGUUGCAUAAAAUGUCUGUUUGCUUUAUUUACUUCUGUUUGAUUCUGUCUCUGCGUCUGCUGUUGUUUGGAGACGCCACUCCAACUCUGAAACCAUUGUGUUUGUGAGACACACACACACACACAAAAGAUAUUACAAAAAUUGCAAUAAAGUGAUUUGAUUGAAUUAACCUGGAAA
Molecule: messenger RNA, 7857 nt
Organism: Carassius gibelio (silver crucian carp)
Lineage: Eukaryota; Metazoa; Chordata; Actinopteri; Cypriniformes; Cyprinidae
Product: high affinity cAMP-specific and IBMX-insensitive 3',5'-cyclic phosphodiesterase 8B-like
Exons: 22
Coding region: 443-3067 (874 amino acids)
Biological process (GO): signal transduction
Molecular function (GO): 3',5'-cyclic-AMP phosphodiesterase activity
Source: RefSeq, a predicted model, not a curated record